Messenger RNA from Salvia hispanica, 867 nucleotides. RefSeq lists its product as uncharacterized. The record is from RefSeq and is a predicted model, not a curated record. NCBI's taxonomy places the organism in Eukaryota, Viridiplantae, Streptophyta, Magnoliopsida, Lamiales, Lamiaceae.
AUGGGAAAUCUUCGAGGGCAUGUGGUGUACGGCGCCGGCUUCUCCCUCAUCGGCGUAUGGCACCUCAUCAACCACUCCAAACUCCACACUCUGAAUCCCACCUCCUACACCGCCCCCACAUGGUUCCCCACCUCCCCAAUCAAAUUCCUGGAGCUCUACUUCAUCAUGUCCGCCUCCGCCGCCGCCGUUUUCAUGGACCUCUUCAUCGGCCUCCGCCGCCACCACCCCUUCUCCCCCGACGGCACCAUCCCCUCCUCCCACCUCCACAGCUUCGAGCACUCCAUCGUCGCCCUCUCCCUCUUCGCCUACGCCCUCUCCACACUCCUCCUCGAAAAAAAAUCAUCCCAAUCCCCGGCCUCGGCGACACGCGGGCUCAGCAACGCCGUGGCCGCGGUGGCGCUGGCGGUGGAGCUGCUCGUGUUCCACCUCCACUCCGCCGACCACAUGGGGGUGGAGGGGCAGUACCACCUCCUCCUUCAGGCCGUCAUCGCGGCUGCGCUGGCCGCGGCUGUGCUGUCGGGGGCUGGAUACGACCGGAGCUUGGCGGUGGCGUAUGUGAAGUCGGUGGGUAUAUUUUUCCAAGGGGUGUGGUUGGUGGUCAUGGGGUUUAUGUUGUGGACGCCUAGGUUGGUGUUUUUGGGUUGUUUUAUGAAUUGGGAGAAUGGUUCUAGCUUUGUGGUGAGGUGUGAGGGAGAAGAGGCGUUGAUGCGAGCUAGAUCCCUUGUCAAUAUUCAGUUUAGUCUGCUUCUUGUUGGGGUGAAUGUGGUGGCUAUCGUCAUUUAUUUGAUCGUUUUCAAGAUUUAUUCGAACAAGAAUGUUUAUUUUAGGGGUUUUGGAGGCAUAGAGAUGGAGAUAUUGGACAAGUGA